GUAACAAAGCUCUGAUAAGUACCUUAUCAUGGCCUCAUUAGCCUUGAGAGCUGAUAGCCAACGUAAGACAUUUCAAUUAUCUUAAAAAUAUUUGCCAACUUGCAUAAAUUAGUCGUAAUUUGCCAUCUGUAGUGAUCAGUUUAAAAUUCACGGUAUGGAUCUACAGAUUGAGGAAAAUACCAAACAACCGAUCAUUUCCACCACACAUGGUCAGGUACGCGGACAACUGCGUAAUACCAUUUAUGGCGAUCAGUAUUAUUGCUUCGAUGGUAUACCCUACGCCAAGCCUCCGUUGGGAGAACUACGUUUCAAGUCACCACAGCCGGCUGAACAUUGGGAGGGUGUACGUGAUUGUACUGAAGUUGCACCGAAAUGUAUACAAUAUAAUCGUUAUACCGAGCGUAUCGAGGGUUCCGAAGAUUGUCUAUAUCUGAAUAUUUAUGCAAAAAAGCUUAAAUCGGAAAAACCACUGGCCGUUAUGGUUUAUAUACAUGGUGGUGGUUUCACCACUGGCAGUGCGUCUCGUCAUAACUGGGGACCAGAUUAUUUCAUGAUGAGAGAUGUGAUUUUCGUAACAAUUGGAUUUCGUGUGGGAGCGCUAGGUUUCCUCAGUUUGCCCGAACCAGAGUUGCAAGUUGCCGGAAAUGCCGGACUCAAAGAUAUUGUAGCAGCAUUAAAAUGGCUUAAAAUAAAUUACCACAAUUUUAAUGGUGAUCCAGAUAAUAUAACGCUUUUCGGAAAUAGCUCGGGUAGUGGCGCCACGCAUAUUCUUAUGAUGGCACCGCAAUGUGAGGGGCUAUUUCACAAAGCCAUACUCAUGUCCGGUCUAAUGAUACACAUUCGUAAAAUACCAAAUAUACAACUCCGUUUCGCUAAACACAUUGGUUAUGAAGGUUCUGAAGAUAACCAAAGUAUAUUAAAGUAUUUGCGUGCACUUGAAGCUGAGAAAUUAGCCAACCUAGAUUUUCUAACUAAAGAAGAAUUCGAUCGGAAUAUAGCCUAUAUAUUCUGUCCUACAAUAGAAAAUGCCAACACGCCAGAUGCAAUAAUUACUAAAGAUCCAUUCGACGCGUUUGCUGAAAUAACGGCUUGGUCCCAUAAAAUGCCGCUAAUUUUAGGUGGCACCACUUUGGAGUCGCUCUUGAGUUAUAAGUUCUACACAACGAUUCCAGAGCUCUACAAUACACUUAAUUUGCAUCCAGAAUAUGUACUCUCCAGCGAAAUAACUUUAAAAUGCGAGUUUCCAACGCAAAAAUCACUGGCAAAGAAAUUAAUCAAAUUGCACAUAGGUAAUGAAGUUUUGGAGAAAGAGAAUGCACUACGCAUUAUAAAAUUAGCAUCGUAUGGCUCUUUUUACCAUCCCAUGCAUCGCUAUAUGUGUGCCCGUCUUCAGCGUGCAACAGCACCAACGUAUCUCUAUCGCUUCGAUUUUGAUUCGCCCGAUUUUAAUUUGUAUCGCAUUAAAAAGUGCGGUCGAAAUGUACGAGGCGUAGCACAUGUCGAUGAUCUUUCCUAUAUAUUUUACAUGCCGGAGUCGUUUAAGUUAGCACGUGAUUCUGCAGAGUUCCGUACCAUCGAAUAUAUGUUGGAUUUAUUUACUACAUUCGCAACCACUUCCGACCCUAACGUAGAUAGCAUAAAGCCAACAGUUUGGGAACCGCUGUCUGCACUCGGCGAACACAAAUGUUUGAAUAUCUCUAAUGAAAUAAGUUUUGUGGAUUGGCCCGAGUCGGAAAUAUGUAAACUGCAUGAUGAAUACUACAAAGAAGCAGGUGUAAAAUUGCUGGAACUUAUUUGCAGUUCACAUAAGGAUGGAGAAUGCUCUAUCACCUUACCAUUGGGCGCUAUUAAGGGGCGGGAAGACAAAACUGUCUACGAUCAGAAAUUUUUGAGUUUCGAAGGUAUACCAUUUGCUCAACCACCAUUACGUGAGUUACGUUUCCGUGCGCCAGUACAGGUGGAACCAUGGAAGGGCGUUAAGGAUUGUACUAAAUGCGCCAGUAAGCCUUUACAGUUAAACCCAGUCAAUGAGAGCAUAGAAGGAUCUGAAGAUUGUCUUUACCUAAAUGUCUAUACAAAACGACUUAAUUCGGAAAAACCACUACCUGUUCUUGUAUUUAUAGCCGGUGGGUCUUUUCGUUCAGGUGGCGCCAGAAGAGAAACAUUGGGUCCCGAUUACUUUAUGAAUGAAGAUGUAGUGCUUGUUACCUUUAAUUAUCGACUAUGCUCUUUAGGCUUUCUCAGUUUCGCCGAUCCUACACUGAGUAUACCCGGUAAUGCUGGUCUCAAGGACCAAGUACUCGCACUUAAGUGGAUUAAGCAGUACAUAUCGCACUUCAAUGGUGAUCCUAAGAACGUUACAGUUUUUGGUUCAAGCGCCGGGGCUGCCUCAACCCAUUUACUGAUGCUGUCUGAGCAAGGACGUGAUCUCUUCAAACGUGCCAUUGCCAUGUCUGGUUGUGCGCUAAAUUAUUGGGUUAAUAUGCCGCAAACAAAUAUGGCUUACCGUUUGGCAAAAUUUCAUGGCUAUAACGGUGACAAUCUCGAUGCAAGCGUUUUACAAUUUCUAAAUAAGCUAGACCCUACAAAAUUGGUUGUGCACUCUUUAUUAAACAAGGACGAACAGCGUAAAUCGUAUUUGUUUCCAUUCGGUCCAAUUGUUGAACCUUAUAUAGAAGAGGGUUGCGUUAUACCGGAGCGUCCAUUUAAUAUGCUUAAGAAUGCAUGGAGCAAUAAAAUAUCAAUGAUGAUCGGUGGCACCUCAUUUGAAGGUCUGUUUAUGUACAAUACACUCAAGAAAAAUCCUGAUAUUAUGAAACUUUUAUACAACGAACCAGCAUUAAUACUACCAGAAGAUGUUCUCAAUUCAAAUACUACAAAAGAAAAUAAACGCAUGGGAGAACAACUAUUAAAAUUGCAUUUCGGCGAGAAGGAACCGAAUGAUCACUCGCUUUUUCACUAUUUAGAUUUAUAUAGCUAUAAAAUCAUUUGGCACGACUUGCAUCGUACUAUUUUAGCACGCUUAAGUUUUGCACUGGCCCCCACUUUUCUGUAUCGUUUUGGCUUCGACUCACCAGAUUUCAAUGUUAAUCGCAGGCGAUAUUCAGAUGAAAAGGCUCGUGGUGCAUGCCAUGGUGAUGACUUGUGCUAUUUAUUCCAUUCACGUGACUCAAAAAAGUUGUAUCCAAACUCGGCCGAAUAUAAAACCAUAAAGCGUAUGAUAAGUAUGUGGACGACAUAUGCUACUAAUGGUGAUCCCGAUUCGCCAACAACGGAUCCGAUUAUUUGGGACGCCGUAACGAAAUAUUAUAAUCUACGAGGGGUUAAUAUUGGUCAACAUUUGGAAUUUACGACAAUUCCAGAAGUAGACAAAUUGGAAGCAUGGGCGAAGUUAUAUAAGAGUCCGGAGCAAUUCGACGAAAGCAGUCGGUUUUGCUGUGUUGGAACGACGAAUAAAUAUAAUUGUUUACAUAGCCGCAGAAUAAAAGCAAAAGCGCUGAUGAGUUUGACCGAAAUGCUGGAAAUCGCACUGCCAUUGGGUGUGAUCAAAGGCCAACACUGCCAGACUGUAUAUGCGCACGAUUAUUACAGCUUUGAGGGCAUACCAUAUGCGAAACCGCCUUUAGGGGAAUUACGCUUCAAGGCGCCUCAACCGAUCGAGCCUUGGAGCGGUGUCAAGGAUUGUAUGCAAUGCGCUAACAAACCGUUACAAAAGAAUUCGCGCACUGGCGGUGUGGAGGGCUCGGAGGAUUGCCUAUAUUUAAAUGUUUAUACAAAAAAGCUGCAAUCAGAGCAACCUUUGCCGGUAAUGGUAUUUAUUUACGGUGGCGCAUUCUAUACAGGGGAAGCCACAAGGAACGUUUACAGCCCCGACUAUUUUAUGAGUGAGCAAGUAAUACUCGUUACGUUCAAUUAUCGCCUCUGUUCAUUGGGUUUCCUCAGUCUCACUGAUCCAGCGUUACAAGUACCGGGUAAUGCGGCGCUGAAAGAUCAAAUACUCGCGCUUAAAUGGGUGAAACAGUAUAUUAGUCACUUCAAUGGUGAUCCCGAUAAUAUAACGCUUUUCGGUGAAAGCGCCGGCGCUGCUAGCGCUCAUGCUAUUACGCUUAGCGCACAGUCGGAAAAUCUCUUUCAACGCGUCAUACUUAUGUCGGGUAGUGCGCUAUGCUAUUGGGUAAAUAUGCCACAGACUGAUAUGGCGUAUAGAUUAGCGAAAUUUCACGGCUAUAAUGGUGAUAAUAUAGAUGCAGAAGUUCUAAGUUUUCUGCAACAAUUAGAACCCGCCAAAUUGGUGCAACAUUCUUUGCUCAACGAAGAGGAACGUAGAAAAUUAUAUAUGUUUGCUUUUGGACCAAUUGUUGAACCGUAUGUUAGUGAGAAUUGUGUUCUGUCGCAAAGGCCAUUUGAGCUGCUGAAAAAUACUUGGAGUAAUCGUAUACCGAUGAUUAUUGGUGCAAAUUCUUUUGAGGGUCUCUAUAUGUAUCAACGUUUUAAAAUGUUUCCGCAAAUAAUGCGCACGCUUAUUAAUGAUCCAGAGCGUAUUUUGCCAGAGGAUGCUAAGGUUGUGCACACACCGGUAGAGCGUCAAGCAGUGGGUGAAAAGUUAUUAAAAUUGUUUUUUGGCGCCAAAACGCCUAGUGAUCGUUCAGUAUUCAAAUUUUUGGAUAUUUAUGGCUACAAAUUAUUUUUACACGAUAUCCAUCGCACUGUUUUGGCACGUUUAGCAUAUGCCAGACAACGCACCUAUCUUUAUCGUUUCGAUUUUGACUCGCCCGAUUUUAAUUUAUAUCGCGCUAAAUAUUGUGGCAAUGCUCUGGUACGUGGUGUGUCCCAUGCUGAUGAUUUAUCGUAUACGUUUUUUUCAAAUGACUCUUGGAAAGUCAGCUUGGAUUCGGCAGAAUAUCAGACUAUUCGAAGACUAAUUUCUAUACUAACUACUUUUGCCACUAACUCGGAUCCCAAUUGUGAUGAAAUUAAACCGGUUAUCUGGACACCAUUAGAAGACGCUGAACCGAAUAUGGCUUUAAAUAUUGGCUACGAUUUGAAAAUGAUGGAGCUACCGGAGACCGUUAAACUACAGGCGCUAGAUGAGCUUUUUACAGAUAGGGAGCAAUUAUAUUAUGUGUAUUCGGCCCAAGCUAACAAUGCGAAUACACAAUGCGCUCAGUUGAAACUUGUCGCAUCUAUACACAGACACUAUAUUCCCGUUCGACAUACACUUGACAUAUUUCUGACGAGAACCCAAAAAAUUCCGGUUAAAAUUCUUGGAACAUACCUACGAAAAAUGGCAACUGACUCAGGCAUUUUGGAAACAGUGGAACUGCAAUUACCGCAAGGUCGCAUACGCGGCGCAAAGCGCCAGACAGUCUAUGGCGACACCUACUACAGCUUCGAGGGCAUACCGUAUGCCAAACCGCCAGUUGGCGAAUUACGUUUUCGCGCACCACAACCAUUUGGAAAUUGGCCGGAUAUAUUGGAUGCCACCCAAAGUCCGCCCAAACCAAUACAAAUUAGUCGGAAAACCGGCAAGGUAGAAGGCAGCGAAGAUUGUCUUUAUCUGAAUGUCUACACCAAGCAUAUAGAUGCUACUAAGCAAAUGCCGGUCAUGGUUUGGUUACAUGGUGGCGGCUUUCAGACCGGUCGUGCAGCACGCGAGCAUCACGGACCCGAUUAUCUCAUGCGUGAAGACGUUGUAUUUGUCUCUUUAAAUUAUCGCCUUUGUUCGCUUGGUUUCCUUAGUUUAAAUGAUCAUAGUCUCGAUGUACCUGGCAACGCUGCCCUCAAGGAUCAACUGCUCGCACUCAAGUGGAUUAAGAAAACCAUUUACUAUUUUAAUGGCAAUUGUAAUAAUAUUACCGUGUUUGGUGAGAGCGCCGGCGCCACAUGUGCGCACAUUUUGUCAUUGAGUGAUCAAGCGCGCGGUCUCUUUCAACAGGCGGUGAUGAUGUCCGGUUCAGCGCUGAGCUACUGGGCUAACAUGCCGCAAAAUAUGGGCUAUCGUCUAGCUGUAUAUCAUGGUUAUAAAGGCGAGCCCAAAGAUAAGCCAGUACUGGAGUUUUUGCAAAAUUUGGAUGCAGAAAAAUUGGUUCAGCAUUCGCUGCUUAAUGAAGAGGAAACUCGUUCAUUUCACUGGCUAACAUUUACACCGAUAGUUGAACCCUAUGAGUCGGAGCAUUGCAUAUUGCCAACCGAUCCAAUUAAUAUGUUGAAAACGGCUUGGGGAAAUGGCAUACCAAUUCUCAUGGGCGGCACAUCGUUUGAGGGUUUAAUAAUGUAUCAGCAUGUGAAAAAGUUUCCACAAAUUUUAGAACUCUUAAAAAAACGGCCAGAAUUAUUGGUAUUAGCAGAGUUCAAAGAUAUCUACAAGAGCAGUCGUAUACAGGAAUUGAGCACACGCAUACUGAAUCUUUACUUUGGUAAGGAGAAAGACGAAGUAGUUACUAAACAGGAUAAGCCUGAUCCCACCUUUGAUUUUUUACAUCUCUGUUCACAUAAAAUGUUCUGGCAUGGUUUGCACCGCACAGCGCUUGCACGCACAAAAUAUGCCACUGCCAAUACUUAUCUCUAUCGAUUCGAUUUCGAUUCACCAACAUUUAAUCAUAAUCGCAUACGUUUCUGUGGCGAUGCAUGUGUAAAGGGCGCUGCACAUGGCGAUGAUCUCUCGUACCUAUUCUAUUUGAACGAAUCCAAAAAAUUAGAGAAGGAUACACCUGAAUAUGCUACCAUACAACGCAUGGUCAGCAUAUGGACCAGUUUUGCUAAAUUGGGAAAUCCGAAUUGCCCCGAGAUCGCACCAAAUAUUUGGCUACCAAUAGAAAAAACAAAUCCAGAUUUUGGUCUAAAUAUUGGCCAGACAAUGCAGGUUAUGCAAUUACCCGAAACGCCGAAAAUGAAAGCUUGGGAUUCUUUGUAUGAAAAGCGAUUGCUUUAUGGGUCUGCAUCUGAUACCGAAUAG
Bactrocera oleae (olive fruit fly) is the source of this 6955-nucleotide messenger RNA. Lineage: Eukaryota; Metazoa; Arthropoda; Insecta; Diptera; Tephritidae. The record is from RefSeq and is a predicted model, not a curated record.